UAUUUUCCGAUUUCAGCAACAAGGAGGUGGGGGAAAAAACACUCCUCAAAAACACUUAUUUCCCGUAUUUCUUCGUCAAGUCAAGAAAAGAUAUAUCGGCUGUCAAUCAUGCUGGGCUCCUGGCAAAGUUGGCUGAUAGCAUGCAUUCUCUUGUCUGGUACCUGCCACAUGAAGCCCACACAGUCAUCGGGGCCAGGUGGAACGUUUGAUUCAGGGAUGUCAGUUUUGCCUGAAGGCAAAACAGAAAGCACCACUUCCAAUCCAAACUCAAAAGAGAGAAUGUUCCCAUCACAGACUGAUUUUCCCAGGAUGCCUGGAGGCCCCAAAAAUGAUGGCAUGGACUGGUUAAGAGAGUAUUUUCGGAAAACAAAGAUGUUUCGCGAUCGUGAACGCGCAAGGUUGUCGGCAGUAUCAAAAAGUACAACUUUGGCACCGAUGACCAAUGGCGCCAUUCAUGAAACUGACUCUUUUCCCACCAUGACUUCAUUAGGCCGGGGAUUGACAAACAAUCCUCCUUGGAAAGAUUUGAACGAUUAUGAUUGGUCGAAUGAUUAUCCAACCAGACCGCCAUGGAGUCGUUCAGAUGUUUUCAACCCAAACAAGCAACCAGAUAUUAACUGGGAUGAUAGUAUGUUCAGAACUGUGGCACCUGUCGUUCCUUACCCAACCAAUGACUGGGAGGAAAUACGUCGCUUGCAAGAAAUGACACAACGGAUAAAGGACAUGCACAAAUUUAAAUGGCCAAACAUGGAGGUGCCGAAAUGGCUCCAUGAUCAAAACUCAAAAGAAUCGGAUAGUGCUGAUGAUGACAGUCAAAGUGAUGAGGUUGAAGAUGCAGAUAUCCAUAUCAGCCCUCUCUGGUGGGCGCUUCCAGUUGGUGGUGUCAUCGGAUUAACGUGUCUUGUGUCGUUGCUUUCACUAACCUGCCGACAUCGUUCUCAUCAGGCCCGAGGAAACCGUCUGCCUCAUCCUUUGAGAGCCCCUGGCACACUGAAUGCAACUAAUCGUAGCAAUAGAAGAGGACCCUCAUUGUUUAUUACAGUCCGGUCAUCUGAAAGUCGACAGAACCUUUUCAGUACUACUGACCCCAACCCCUCGCCCCAGAGUGAGGUGUUGAUUGCUGGACAGCCUCCCUCGGGUGACGGCCAGAAUUUUUCCGCUCCUCCUGCAUAUGGGGUGUGCGUCGAUGAGGCACCUCCAUCCUACAAUGAUGCUGUAGUGAAUCAGACAACUGACACAACCAAUGCCAAUGAUAUAGAAAUUAACACAUUCCUCCCUCGUCCACCAUCGUACAGCACUGUCAUGACAACAGGGGGUGCUCCUCCAACGUAUGGGGAGAUCUGCGGGGAGGCUCCACCUACUGAGGAAAUAAUUAGAGAAGUAACUGAAACUGCUGACUCUUGAACCCUGCCAUUGCUGCUGAUAUAUAUCAUUCAAGGAGACAAAACUUUUCUUUCUGGCCUGGAGACAUGCCGGUGAUAUGUAGUUCGCUUGCGUUAUCAAAUUGUCAUCCCAAACAUCUUCCAUCAGCUUCCAUUGAAGUUUAUUGUCCAAAAAUAAUAUGUUAAUGGUCAUAAAAUUCAAUAAUCAUCUUUUUUUGAUACCCAUUUCCUAAUGAUUUUAUGGCUUUUGGGUUAGAAAGUAUUGCACAGUUGUUGAAAAUCACAAGUGUCCAGUAACUUGGAAGCCCUGUCAUUUACCUCCUACUAGUCAAAUCCAAGAUGGCCACCGCUAGUCUUCUGGACGCUCGUAUAAUGGUGGAGAACAACCACAACUCCAUUAUCUUAAAACAAAAUGUCAAGAAAUGUUCAGGAAAUAUUUUGUUAAGGGCAUCUCAAUUUAAUUUCGAUGAUUUGAAACCUAGGUGGACUCUGCUGGGUGAUACAAAACCAUGAAAUUUUGUUCAUGUGUCUACUGCCCGUGAAAUGAUAUUCCUCAAGGAAGUACUGUGCUAUUGUAUAAACUACUGCCUGCAUUGUGUAGUCUAUGUGGCAGCCAUCAUUAAGACCAUUACGUCAUCGCUAUGCUCUGCAUGAACUAUGGGGACUUUUUUUCAAAGUCAACUUGUUGCCAAAAUACUAGUCGCUUAAAAUGUUCAUCGUCUUGUUUUGACUUUCGAAGUCACGUUUGGUAUGAAAUGGCUUUAAAUUAUGGAUGCCAAAAUGUUUACUUUUUGGCUGGUUUAAGUUGUAUAUGUAAAAAUGACAGGCCUGUUUAAGACAACCUGUUGAAAUGCUCAUUAUUCUGGAUUACUUUUUAGAUAUUUCCUUGUGACAAAGUUUGAUUUUUUUUCAAUUCUCACUCGAGUAAUCAACCGGGUGAAGUGCAUCUGUUGAUACAUAUAGGCCUGCUCCAGGUUAAUAGGUCUUGCAUCAUGACUGGUUUAAACCUGUCAGUACACUAUUAAAAAACCAAAAAUUUGUUUCACUGUAGGCCCUAAACUUUGUAAAAAGUCUGGUUUUUGACAUAACCUGUUUUGUACAUAACAUUUGAAUAAAGAAACUUUUCAUAAAAUAUUAA
This is a messenger RNA of Lineus longissimus, 2520 nucleotides long. RefSeq lists its product as uncharacterized. NCBI's taxonomy places the organism in Eukaryota, Metazoa, Nemertea, Pilidiophora, Heteronemertea, Lineidae. The transcript has 5 exons. The record is from RefSeq and is a predicted model, not a curated record. Bases 109 to 1404 code for a protein of 431 amino acids.